AUGAGUAUUUCGGACAACCUUCCCACUGGCGACGCCGCCCGUUUCGAUUACAUUAUCGUCGGAGGUGGUACAGCUGGCUGUGUGAUUGCCAGUCGUCUUUCCGGAUACUUACCUCAAAAGCGAAUUCUCGUCAUCGAAGGCGGGCCAAGCGAUGUUGGAGAUAGUCGCGCACUGGUCCUCAAGGACCGUGUCCAAAUGUUGGGAACGGAAUUGGACAUGAGAUAUCCGUCCGUUCAGCAGCCGAUGGGGAACAGCCAUAUUAUCCAGUCUCGAGCCAAAAUCCUUGGAGGGUGUUCGAGCCACAAUGACAUGGUUUCAUUUCGUACGCCGGAGUACGAUGCUUACACCUGGGAAAAACUGGGCUGUAAGGGCUGGUCGUUUGAUAUGUUCCAGCGAGUGCAACGCCGUCUUCGAGUUGCAACUCGUCCACGAGCUCACCCCCAAGAUCAAAACCAGUUGAGCAAGGACUGGAUCCUAUCCGCCCAUCGUGCUCUCGGCCUGCCCUACGUCAGCAAUCUGAAUAACGCCAUCUCUUCCUCGGCGGGGUUGACCCAGGCGGUUGGCUGGACUCCGCUCUCUUAUAAUCCGGAUAACGGCUGGCGUAGUAGUGCUAGUGUCGCCUACAUUCACCCUAUUCUACGAGGAGAGGAGGAGCGGCCAAACUUGGUUAUUCUGACCAAUGCUUGGGUCUCCCGUGUGAAUGUGCGAGGGGAUGUCGCUGUCAGCGUUGAUGUCACUACCCGAGAUGGAACGAAACACACCGUUCAUGCUUCGACGGAGAUUAUUCUCUGUGCUGGAUCCAUUGAUACUCCUCGACUCAUGCUUCUCUCAGGACUGGGCCCCAGGAAGCAGCUAGAGUCCGUUAACGUUCCCGUUGUCAAGGACAUCCCAGGCGUAGGAGAAAACCUACAGGAUCACCCAUGCACCUUCGUCGUUUUUGACCUUCACAGAGACGUCCCAAGUCAAACAGCUACGCACUCGGACGUCCUUGCGUUUCUCCGCCACAAGCCGUACAACUGGGCCGGCGACGACGGAAACGUCCCGGAUCUUGAGCUGCAUAUGUGGCAGCUUGACUGGUGCGAUGAAACCACUCGACUCGGCUACGAAAGACCAAAGCGUCCGUUCUGCAUCUUGCCCGUUCUUUUGCGUCCGCAAACAAGCGGGCGACUCUACUUGAAGUCGAACGAUCCCAACGAGAAGCCAGCGCUCGACUUUAAAUACUUUGAGGACCCUGCUGGCUACGAUGCGGAGCUUCUCGUUGCGGGUAUUAAAGCAUCCAGGAAGAUGGCCGAAACGCAGCCUUUCAAGAGUUGGAUCAAGCGAGAGAUCGCUCCAGGCCCGAACGUUACUUCUGACGAGGAUUUGAACAAGUAUGCUCGUGCAGCCUCCCAUACUAUCUACCACCCAGCUUGCACGACUAAGAUGGGUGACGUCGACAAGGAUCCUAUGGCUGUGGUAGAUCCACGGCUCAAGGUCCGGGGUAUCAAGAAUCUUCGAAUCGCCGAUGCCGGCGUCUUUCCUAGUAUGAUCACGGUGAAUCUGAUGCUGACGGUAUUGGCGGUUGGCGAACGUGCGGCUGAGAUUAUUGCUGAAGAUGCUGGUUGGACUGGACGAGAUUCUCACUUGUGA
Molecule: messenger RNA, 1629 nt
Organism: Scedosporium apiospermum
Lineage: Eukaryota; Fungi; Ascomycota; Sordariomycetes; Microascales; Microascaceae
Product: Choline oxidase
Exons: 2
Coding region: 1-1629 (542 amino acids)
Molecular function (GO): flavin adenine dinucleotide binding; oxidoreductase activity, acting on CH-OH group of donors
Source: RefSeq, a predicted model, not a curated record